Molecule: messenger RNA, 4648 nt
Organism: Rubroshorea leprosula
Lineage: Eukaryota; Viridiplantae; Streptophyta; Magnoliopsida; Malvales; Dipterocarpaceae
Source: the annotation of a GenBank genome assembly
CUACCCCAACACAAUUUGUUCUCUCCUCUUUUGUGCUGUACAAUCUCCAAGCAUUUCUCUCUUCCAAACUACCGAACCAAAUAUGGCUGCUGAUCCUAUCCUUAGUUCUGUUACGGAUGUCACCUUAUCCAAGGUGAUUUCAGUUGCUAACAAGCAGCUCAACUUAGCGGUCGGAUUCAGGCAGGAGCUGAGGAGGUUUCAUGAGACGCUGGAAAUGAUCCAGGGGGUGUUGCAGGAUGCAGAGCAGAAGGGAAUGAUAGACCGCCCUGAUCUGAAGCCUUGGCUUAAAAGGCUUUGGAGUAUAGCUGAAGAGGCUGACGAUGUGAUGGAUGAAAUUGCAUAUGAAAAUCUGAGGUACAAGGUAGCUCACAUGUGGGACAAGGUCAGCUAUUUCUUUACUCUUUCCAAUCCUUUAGCUUUUCGCCUUAAGAUAGCUAACAGGAUUAAGAAUUUAAAUUUAGAACUAGAUCACCUUAGUAAGAGGGCCACUGACUUAGGGCUGCAACAUAGACUUGCAAUCAGGGAUCCUGAACAUAUAGAAACCCGACAAACAAAUUCCUCAAUUGUUUAUCCAUCAGAAAUUGUAGGAAGAGAAAAUAAGGUCCUAGACGUCAUUGAAUCAUUGAUUGACUCAAGUAAUGAUCGACCUCUCCUUGUUGUAUCCAUAGUGGGUAUGGGAGGCAUAGGCAAAACUACUGUGGCCAAACUAGUGCGUAACAAUGAGCAAAUACAGAGCCAUUUUUUCAAAAUAAUAUGGGUUUGUGUUUCUGAAAAUUUUAAUUUGAAACAAAUUUUAGUAGAGAUGUUGCGAGCUUUUGGUGAAAAUGUUUCUCUGGAUGUAAGUCAAGAAAUUGUAGUUCAAAAACUGCAGGAAAAAUUGAGGGAGGAAAAUUUGAGGGAGGAAAAUUUGAGGGAGAAAAAUUUGAGGGAGAAAAAUUAUCUUCUCAUAUUAGAUGAUGUAUGGAAUGAAGAUUGGCAAAAAUGGGAAUCCUUAAGGAGUUGUUUGUUGGGAAUAGGUAAAAAUGUUGGGAGUAGGGUUCUUGUCACAACUCGAAAUGAAAUUGUAGCUUCCACAAUGGGAACACUUUCUGAGCACAUGCAUCAUCUAGAGAAGCUAACAGAUGAGGAUUGUUGGUCUAUAAUCAAGCAGAGAGCAUUUGGCAGCUCAUCAUUCUCUUCAGAAUUGGAGGGGAUUGGAAUGGAUAUUGCUAGCAAAUGUAGAGGUUUAGCAUUAGUUGCAAAUGUUAUUGGGGGGAGUUUGUGCAAUAAUUGGGAGAAGGAUUACUGGUUGUCAAUCAGAGAUAAUAGUGAAGUGUGGGGUUCAAUAGAAGAAGCUAAAGGAGUUCUGCGAGUGUUGCAGUUGAGUUUCAAUCACUUGCCAACACCUGCUUUGAAACAAUGUUUUACUUUCUGCUCUAUUUUCCCUAAAGAUUCUGUCAUGGAAAAGGAGAUGUUAAUCCAACUCUGGAUGGCUGAAGGAUUUCUUCAGCCGUUUAGUGAAAGUUACUCAGAGAUGGAGGGUGGUAUUGGUGAUAAGUAUUUCAAUGCAUUGUCAUCAUAUUCUUUAUUUCAGGAUGUUGAAAGAGAUUCUUAUGGAAGCAUUAUUGCUUGCAAAAUGCAUGAUUUAAUUCAUGAUCUUGCACAAUCUGUUUCAAAGUCCCAAACUUUGAUUUUGGAAGAUGGCAAUGGAAGGAAUAUUCCUACAGACAUUCGACAUUUAAAUGUCAUUUCUGGUAAGGGUAUGGCAGCGGCAAGAUUUGGGGAUGCCACUAAAAAAUUGCACACUUUGUUUUCACAAGUUGAUGUCUUUCACAGUAUGUCAAUGAGCUUCAGAAAGGUGCGGGUUCUUAGUUUUUGUGGUGCUGAUAUUGAUAAGUUGCCAGCUUUUUUGGGGAAAAUGAAGCAUUUAAGGUUCUUGGAUGUUUCAAGAACUAGAAUCAAAGAACUUCCCAAGUUCAUCACCAAGCUCUAUCAUUUGCAGACAUUUAGAUUUAUGGAUUGCAAGGAAAUCAAAAGGCCUUUGAAAGGAAUAUGGGACUUAGUCAAUUUGAGACACAUUUAUUUCAAUCAGUGGAAGCUUAUGCCAGCAGGGAUUGGUAGACUGACUUGUUUGAAAACAUUACAAUUAUUUGUUGUGAGCCAACAGAAGGGAUUUCAAAUUGAAGAAUUGGGAUGUUUAAGCCAACUCAGGGGAAAAUUAGAGAUUUGCAAUUUGGAUAUGGUUAGACACAAAAAAGAAGCCAUGGGAGCAGGACUUUCUAAAAAGGCUACAAUUCAAGAGUUGCAAUUGGUGUUUGGUAAAAAGCGUACAAUUCAAGACCGGCAAUCACCGUUGAGUGAGGAAUCCAGUGGCAGUGAAGAUAGAUGCAAACAUGAUGAAGAUAUCUUGGAAGACCUCCAACCUCAUUCAGAUUUGAAAGGCUUAACUAUUGAACGCUACUGUGGUAAAAGCUGUCCUUCAUGGAUGUUAGAAACAAAAGAUUUUCUCAAAAAUUUGAUGUUCAUGACCUUUUAUGAAUGUCCUUGGUUGGAAAGCAUUCCAUCACUUUCACUCAGCAAUGAGGCAAAGUUAGAAAUUAAAAAUUGCAAGAAUUUGAAAAGCAUUGCAUAUUCGUCCCUUCAAAAACUCAUCAUUGAGGACUGUGAGGAACUAGUUCAGGUAGAGGUUGCACCAGUUGCCAUGUCCAUGUCCAGUGUAUAUGGGUUGUCCUCUCUUCAAAAAAUUGAAAUACGCUGGUGUGGGCAAUUGAAAAGCAUAGGAGAGGAUUUAUCUACUGCCACGUGUCUUAAAGAGUUGAUUGUAGCAGGCUGCAAUGGUUUGAUGUCCUUUCCGAACCUCCAUGGGCUGUCCUCUCUCCAAAAAAUUGAAAUAUGCUGGUGUAGGCAAUUGAAAAGCAUAGGAAAGGAUUUAUCUACUGUCAUGUGUCUCAAAGAGUUGAUUGUAACAGACUGCUAUGGUUUGAGGUCCUUUCCGAACCUCCAUGGGCUAUCCUCUCUUCAAAAAAUUUCAAUAUCCUACUGUGGGCAAUUGAAAAGCAUAGGAGAGGAUUUAUCUACUGCCAUGUGUCUCAAAGAGUUGAUUGUAACAGACUGCAAUGGUUUGAUGUCCUUUCCGAACCUCCAUGGGCUGUCCUCUCUUCAAAAAAUUGAAAUACGCAGGUGCGAGCGAUUGCAAAGCAUAGGAGAGGAUUUAUCUACUACCACAUGUCUCAAAGAGUUGAUUGUAACAGACUGCGAUGGUUUGAUGUCCUUUCCGAACCUCCAUGGGCUAUCCUCUCUUCAAAAAAUUGAAAUACGCCGGUGUGAGCGAUUGAAAAGCUUAGGAGAGGAUUUAUCUACUGUCACGUGUCUCAAAGAGUUGACUGUAAAGGGGUGCCCUAGUUUGAUGUCCUUUCCGAACCUCCAUGGGCUGUCCUCUCUUCAAAAAAUUGAAAUAGUCCAGUGUAGGCAAUUGAAAAGCAUAGGAGAGGAUUUAUCUACUGCCACGUGUCUUCAAAAGUUGACUGUAGAGGGGUGCCCUGGUUUGAUGUCCUUUCCGAACCUCCAUGGGCUGUCCUCCCUUCAAAAAAUUGAAAUAGUCCAGUGUGGGCAAUUGAAAAGCAUAGGAGAAGAUUUAUCUACUGCCACGUGUCUCAAAGAGUUGACUGUAAGCAUGUGCCGUGGUUUGAUGUCCUUUCCGAACCUCCAUGGGUUUUCAUCUCUUCAAACUUUAUGGAUAAGCAAUUGUGGUGGAUUAAGAAGUUUGCCAAGUGGGUUGCCAUCAUGCACUGCUCUUGAGGAAUUGGAUAUCUCCAACUGUGAUAAUCUAAUCUCUAUUCCAGAUGAUUUGAGGAGGAGCUGGAGCAUCCCUAACCCUGCCUACCUUGCUCGCCUGAAGAAGCUGAGUAUUGGUGGUUUCUCAACAGAGCUCAAGGAACUUCCAGAUCUGGGCUUCAUCGGAUCUCAUCUUGAAGGAUUGACUUUGAUUGCAUGGGGAGAACGAAGAGAAUGUCUGCUGGAUCAAAUUCAACACCUAACUGCCCUUAAGUCUCUCGGAGUAAGGGAUUUUGAUGGACUGGAAGCUUUGCCGAAUUGGUUUGGAAACUUAUCCUCUCUUCAAACUCUGAGGAUUUCCAACUGCAAAUCUCUGAAACAUAUGAAAGCCAUCCGAUGCAUCUCCAAAUUAGGAAGUCUUGAUAUUGAUGGAUGCCCUGAGUUAAAGGAAAGAUGCACCAAAGGAAGUGGAGCCGAGUGGGACUGCAUCUCUCACAUUCCAAACAUCAAAAUAGACGACACAUGGAUCCAACGCGAAUAAGCUCUCAUUGAGGAUGAUGAUAGUGAGCAAUUACCAGUGCGGGCUGCAGGGUUGAGACGCUUCAUUUGUUGCAGAAACUAAUAAAAUAGAAAGUAAAACAAGAUUCGAAAAUUAAAGGCUGGCAUCAUGGCUUGGUAGCCCAACCCAGACCACAGACUUCAAUGCUGAUUGUGAGGAUGAAAACAAGAUUCAGAGCCCGGCAUAAAAGACGAUACAAUUUUAAAAAAUGAAGUUGCUCAGACAAGUAUUGUGAAUGCUUGCAAGCCUGUCAAAUGUCAAUUAUGUCAUUCUGUAUAAGAUUUACUUAUCUGAUGUGUAGAUAACGUAUGUUGUGUAUAAAGGCUGAAUCAUUUU